Blastomyces dermatitidis ER-3 is the source of this 1389-nucleotide messenger RNA. RefSeq names its product cytochrome P450 55A3. Lineage: Eukaryota; Fungi; Ascomycota; Eurotiomycetes; Onygenales; Ajellomycetaceae. The transcript has 11 exons. Gene Ontology annotation, molecular function: oxidoreductase activity, acting on paired donors, with incorporation or reduction of molecular oxygen; iron ion binding; monooxygenase activity. The record is from RefSeq and is a predicted model, not a curated record. Bases 1 to 1389 code for a protein of 462 amino acids.
AUGAUGGAGUCGCAGUUUGCUAGGAUAGCUUGGUCCCGUUCAGUGGAGAGAGCAUCAUCCAAAUCAGUCAUGACCCCGGGAUCUCGAUCGUUGAGAGGGCUAUGCAUAUCCUGCAGAUCCAGACCACUUAAUUCUACUCGAUUAUCCAUUGUCGCGCGAACCCAACGUUCCAACAUGUCUACGGAGGCCACUCCUCCAAAAUUCCCCUUCUCUCGCCCAUCUGGAGCUAUUCCCCCACUGGAAUAUGCGAAGCUGAGAGCCACGAACCCCAUUUCUAGAGUUACUCUUUGGGAUAACAGUCAACCAUGGCUUGUAGUCAAGUACAAGGAUAUCUGCAGCGUUCUUACGGACCAGCGCCUGUCCAAGGAACGAACACGCGCUGGGUUCCCAGAAAUGAAUGCUGGAGGGAAAGAGGCUGCUAAAAACCGCCCAACAUUUGUAGAUAUGGACCCUCCAGACCACGGGCGUCAGAGGAGCAUGGUUGCUUCACUUUUCACCAGGGAGCAUGCUGAGACGAUUCGGCCACAUAUCCAAGCCACGGCUGACACUCUUCUCGAUGAAAUGAUAAAGAAGGGUUGUGAGAAGCCUGUAGAUUUGGUCCCAAAUUUUGCUCUACCGCUACCAUCAUACAUAAUAUAUGGGAUGCUGGGUGUGCCAAAAGAAGAUCUCGAAUAUCUCACCCAAUGUAACGCCGUCCGUAGCAAUGGAAGUUCCACCGCUGCAGCUGCAUCUAAUGCUAAUAAAGAGCUCCUGGACUACAUCGGCAACUUGACUGAUAAACGGCUUGAAAACCCAGGACAGGACAUGAUUAGCAAGCUUGUAGUGGAACAGCUCAAACCUGGCCACAUUGACCGAUUGGAUGCCAUACAAAUCGCCUUUUUGAUGCUUGUUGCCGGAAAUGCCACUCUGGUGAACAUGAUAUCGCUUGGCGUCGUCACUCUUCUCCAACAUCCCGAGCAAUUGGCAGACCUCAAAGCCAAUCCAUCUCUCGCGCCCAAAUUUGUUGAAGAACUCUGCCGCUUCCACACGGCAUCAGCGAUGGCCACGAGGCGGGUUGCGAAGGAGGACAUCAUGCUUGGCGGUCAUCUCAUCAAAGCAGGCGAGGGAAUAAUUGCUGCCACCCAAUCCGGCAACCGAGAUGAAGAUGUCUUCCCAGACCCAGAUGUCUUCAAUAUGCACCGCCAGCGCGGUUCUGAGCUAGCUCUAGGUUACGGAUACGGUGAACAUGUGUGUGUCGCUGAGGGACUGGCUCGAACUGAGCUUGAAGUUGUUUUCUCAACGCUAUUCCAACGACUACCAAACUUGAAGCUUGGGAUCCCACUAUCUGAAGUCAAGUAUUCUCCACCAGAUGGUGAUGUUGGCAUCACGGAGCUGCCUGUGGUUUGGUAA